UAACUGCCAAGAGACCACACUUGUUUUGGACUCCGUGUGCUGCACAUUGUCUAGACCUGAUGUUAGAAGAUAUUGGAAAGAUUGCUAAGGUUAAAAUGGUUAUUCAAAAAGGGAUUAGUCUUGUUGGCUUCAUUUAUAACCACACAUUGGCGUUGAACAUAAUGAGGAAGAACACUGGCAAUGUUGAAUUGGUUAGACAUGGAGUCGCAAGGUUUGCUACCACAUUUCUUACUUUGCAAAGAUUGCAUAAACAAAAAACCAACCUUAGAAAGAUGUUCACUUCUGAAGAAUGGUUGAAGUCCAAGGCAGCUAAUGAUCCUAAGGGAAAGAAGGCAACUCGUAUUGUACUUUUGACAUCAUUUUGGAAUGAUAUCAUCUACACUCUUAAGGUUAUGGGACCUCUUGUACAAGUGUUAAGACUUGUUGAUAAUGAGAAAAAACCUGCAAUGGGAUAUAUAUAUGCAGCAAUGAUCAAGGCCAAGGAGGAUAUUCGAAAAGCUUUCAAUGAACAAGCAAGCAAGUACAUAGAUGUAUUUGCAAUCAUUGAUGAAAGGUGGAAAUGUCAACUUCAUCAUCCAUUGCAUGCUGCAGGCUACUACCUAAAUCCGAAGUAUUUUUAUAGCAGGCCAGAAAUUGAGAAUAAUCCCAUAUUGGUGGGAGGUCUUCACUUAUGCAUCGAAAUACUUAGUGAAAGUCAUCAAAUGAGUGACAUGACUACAGCACAAUUGUCAGAAUAUAAGAUUGCUAAUGGUCUCUUUGGAUUGGGUGGAGCAAUAAGACAAAGGACAACAUUAGCUCCCGCUGAGUGGUGGAAGACUUAUGGAGCACAAACUCCACUUUUGCAAUUAUUGGCCAUUAAAGUGUUGAGUUUGACAUGCAGUUCUUCAGGAUGUGAGCGUAAUUGGAGUACUUUUGAGCAUAUUCAUUCCAAGAAGAGAAGUAGACUUGAGCAUAAGAGGUUGGAAGACUUGGUUUUCGUUAAGUAUAAUCAGGCUUUGAAAGAGCGAUAUGAUUGUCGUGAUGUGAUUGAUCCAAUCGUCUUGAAUGAUGAUAAUGAUUAUAUCAAUGAAUUUGAAGUGGGAGACUUGGGGGAUGAUGGUGAACCUGUUGAAGAAUUAGUUUAUGCUGGUGAUAAUCUAACUUGGACUGAUGUUGCCAAUGCAAGUGGGGCUAAUGAGCCGGUGGUCUACACUAGGCGGGCAGUAAAAGAAAAGGCAACUGCAAGUGCAUCUAGGGCAAUAGCACAAGAAACAAUAUCAAAAGAAGUGGUGGUAGAAGAAUAUGUUGAAGAAGUUGAACCUAUUUAUGUUGAAGAUGAUGAGGAUGAGGAGGAGGAGAACGAAGAAUAUAUUGAAGUUGAUGGGGAAGAUGAGGAGGAAGAAGAGGAAGAAGACUAUGUUGAAGAUGAUGAUGAUUUUUGAUUCCUAUAACAUGCAUUUUAGUUUUAAUAUUUUGUUAAUUUUAUUACUCUACUAUGUUGAAGAACAUGAUGAUAUAUGGUAUCUAAAUCUAUAUUUUGAUUAAGACUAUUUGGUAUCUAAAUGUAUGUUUUGAUUUA
Cicer arietinum (chickpea) is the source of this 1558-nucleotide messenger RNA. RefSeq lists its product as uncharacterized. Gene Ontology annotation, molecular function: protein dimerization activity. The record is from RefSeq and is a predicted model, not a curated record. NCBI's taxonomy places the organism in Eukaryota, Viridiplantae, Streptophyta, Magnoliopsida, Fabales, Fabaceae.